Rhinichthys klamathensis goyatoka is the source of this 4633-nucleotide messenger RNA. RefSeq names its product erbb2 interacting protein (gene erbin). Gene Ontology annotation, biological process: neurotransmitter receptor transport, endosome to postsynaptic membrane; neurotransmitter receptor transport postsynaptic membrane to endosome. Gene Ontology annotation, cellular component: postsynaptic density; adherens junction; postsynaptic membrane. Lineage: Eukaryota; Metazoa; Chordata; Actinopteri; Cypriniformes; Leuciscidae. The record is from RefSeq and is a predicted model, not a curated record. Gene Ontology annotation, molecular function: protein binding. The transcript is spliced from 26 exons. Bases 448 to 4596 code for a protein of 1382 amino acids.
ACAACUGUAGUGCAGAGUGCAGAUUAUCCAGCGCUGCUUCACUGCUCCAUCACUUCAAUGACUGCUUCUCCGCUCCCCAAUGUAAACCAAUUAUCCCGGCGACCCUUUUGGUCGCUCUUUUUAUUAUAAGGACACUUUUUUGUAAUUUCAUCGUCUCGUCGAACCGUGUUAUUUUGUAUCAGCAAGAAAACUUCCAGGCAGCUGUGGGCAACUUUCCGCGUCGCGCGCUGAGGUGAAGAAUGCAUUAGCAGAGCUCGCGCAGCUAGCAGCAGCAGCUUUCUUCGGCUUCCCUGCAUCAAGCGCUGGGUUUCCUGGGGGUUUUGUAAUGUUUUUCCGUGUCUCCAGUCGUGAACUAACCUUCAUGGAUUAGCUGAACGAUUUCUAUCCCUCGUAAAUGAAAGGAAAAUAACGAAAAGGUUCAGUUUAAGUGCCUGAGCUGUCGUGAGGAUGAGCAGCAAGCGGAGUCUGUUUGUGCGGCUGGUGCCGUGCCGCUGCCUGCGGGGCGAGGAGGAGACCGUCACCUCGCUGGACUACUCUCACUGCAGCCUGGAGCAGGUGCCCAAAGAGAUCUUCAGCUUCGAGAAGACCCUGGAGGAGCUCUACCUCGACGCCAACCAGAUCGACGAGCUGCCCAAACAACUUUUCAACUGCAGUUUGCUCUACCGAUUGAGUCUACCGGACAAUGACCUAACGGUGUUGCCACCGGCCAUCGCAAACCUCACCAAUCUCAGGGAGCUCGACGUCAGCAAGAACAGCAUCCAGGAAUUCCCUGAAAAUAUCAAGAACUGUAAAGUCCUGACCAUCGUUGAAGCGAGUGUGAACCCUAUAUCAAAACUCCCAGAAGGCUUCACGCAGCUCCUCAGCCUGACCCAGCUCUACCUGAACGAUGCCUUCCUAGAGUUUCUACCGGCCAGCUUCGGCAGACUAACCAAACUGCAGAUUCUGGAACUGCGGGAGAACCAGUUAAAGAUGUUGCCAAAGAGCAUGCAUAAGCUCACACAGCUGGAGCGCUUGGAUCUGGGGAGUAACGAGUUCACUGAAGUGCCUGAAGUAUUGGAGCAGCUUACAGGAAUCAGAGAGCUGUGGGUGGAUGGAAAUAAGCUGACGUUUUUACCAGGGAUGAUCGGGGCACUGAAGCAACUCUGCUACCUGGACGUGUCCAAGAACAAUUUGGAGAUGGUUGAGGAGCAGAUAUCCGGCUGUGAAAACCUGCAGGAUCUGCUGCUGUCCAACAACGCUUUGACGCAGCUGCCAGGGUCUAUAGGCUCACUGAAAAGACUAACCACUCUGAAGGUGGAUGAUAACCAGCUCAUGUACCUGCCUGACACGAUAGGCGGACUCACGACUCUGGAUGAGCUGGACUGUAGCUUCAAUGAGAUCGAGGCGCUGCCGUCCACCAUCGGUCAGUGUGUAAAUCUGCGUACGUUUGCUGCCGACCACAACCUGCUCGCACAGAUGCCUCCAGAGAUGGGCAGCUUGAAGAACGUCACCGUUCUCUUCCUGCACUCCAACAAGCUGGAGUGUCUGCCGGAGGAGAUGGGCGACAUGCAGAAACUCAAGGUCAUCAAUCUCAGCGACAACAAGUUGAGGAACCUUCCGUACAGCUUCACUAAACUCAACCAGAUGACCGCAAUGUGGCUUUCUGAAAACCAGUCGAAGCCCCUCAUUCCCCUGCAGAAAGAGGAGGAUCCAGAGACGCAAAAGACCGUACUGACUAACUACAUGUUCCCUCAACAGACCCGAAGCGAGGACUAUGUGCCCAACUCGGACAGCGAGAGCUUUAACCCGUCUCUAUGGGAGGAGCAGCGCAAGCAGCGAGCGCAAGUGGCCUUCGAGUGUGACGAGGACAAGGAUGAGCGAGAGACGCCCCCGCGGGAGGGCAAUCUGAAGCGUUACCCGACGCCGUACCCUGAUGAACUGAAGAACAUGGUGAAAACGGCUCAGUCCGUGGCUCACAGACUCAAAGAGGACGAGUCCAGCGACGAGGCGAGAAAAGAGACCAGGGCCAGCGAGAGGAACCAUAUCGGAGUGCAGGACGUUGGAGUGAAGGUGAUUGAAAGCCCCUGCACUAAUGGCAAAGCUGUUGAAAUGGAGCCUAAAACAAUGAUGAACAGUCAUCACAGUUACGAACCAAUAGAUUCAAUAGACUACCACAGCGUUGAAAGGAUCCCUCUCAAGACUUCAGACAACAUGAGAGCCAUGGUGAACCAUGAUGACACCCUUGAGGACUCAGAGGAGCUGUCAUCAGAGGAGGAGGAAAUGAAGAUAGCCGAAAUGAGACCUCCACUCAUCGAAAUCUCCAUUAACCAGCCCAAAGUAGUGGCCCUCAGCAAGGACAAAAAAGAUGAUGGGAAGGAUGCGGACUCUUUGCUGGAUGAGACGGUGGCCAACAGUAACCAGAACAACAGCAACUGCUCUUCUCCUUCACGCAUGUCUGAUUCAGUGUCCUUGACCACAGACAGCAGUCAGGACAACUCCCUCUGCACCCCAGAGAGGGAGUCAAAGAUGCCUCUCAUGCCCAAGAACAGACAAGAGGAUGAAAACCUCAACCAGCUGAAGCAGAUGACCCCUUUACUCCAGAACUGUAACGGCUCUGAGACGUCCUUACAGACCAUCCUGAAGAACCAGCAGAGCUACGAAAGCAAGUCAGACCAGAUGGCCGACUACAGUCUCUCCAUGGAGGAGAGGCUUGCCCUCAUUGAAAAGGGCAUCAACAACGGUGUGUCAGAGCAGUACAGCAAGUGGGAUCAGAUCAACAUGAACGUGGCCAAACUCCCACCUGACAACAUGGUGUCGUAUGAGGACCUGGAAAGAACCAAGAGUCCCUCAGCCAAGGAGUCCAUGUCAAGCUACAACAAUGCCAUGCUGUCACUCGAGAACCUUGAGAACGGCAAUCGACUUCAGAAAACCCAUUCUGGGGAGAGUUUCAAUGGCCGAACGGAUCAAAUUCCCUUGCGCUACGAGUCUACGAGGACCGUCUCGACAGGUGUAACGGCGUUAAGUGAUAUGAGUCUUUCUCGUAGCACAGAGGAGCUGUCCCCAGAGAGGAAAUGUCCACCGGCCCCAGUGGUGAAAUCUCAAAGCAUCGCAAACAUGGAGGCUGGAGGGAUGAAGCUGUUCUCCUUCGAGGGAGAAAUCCCCCCGUACGAAGUGGCAUGUGCAACCAGAACGUCUGUACCUGCCGCUCAGGGCCAGAGCAUCGUCCGCUCCAAAUCUGCAUCCUUACUCAAUGAUCAAACUUUGCAGAUCUACCCUGGAUCCUCAGCAUCGUCCUCCGACUUGCUGUCGAGCUCCAAACCUCCGGUUAGCAGCGGCCGCUACCCAACCGGCCCCCCGCCCCAGUACAACGUCCAGUACGCCAGCAGCACAGUACCCAAAGACAACCUGUGGAGCCAACGUACCCCCGUCCCCCCGGAACAGACCUACUUACCGCCACAGCACUCCCUUGCCAACACCAACUACUCAAACCGCAACAACGCCCCUCCGUACCCCCCGCCCCAGCAGCGCGGCCCGCCCAAGACCCCGGACAUGUGGGCCAAGGAAAGGAUGCUGCCCUCGGUUGGCCAGCGAGGCACCUUGCAGAGACAAGGCAGUGGAUCCUCUGGCACCUCCAUGUGCAUGUCGGACCCGCGUCGCAUGCCAGGAUUGGAAGGAGAGUACAUGACGUAUCGGGACAUUCACGCGGCGGGCCGUGGGCCCCUACAGAUGAGCCAGGCUCUCCACAGACCCUUGUCAGCCCGCACCUACAGCAUCGACGGACCCAACGCUCCCCGGCCACAGAGCGCCCGGCCCCCACCGCACGAGCUUCCAGAGAGGACCAUGUCCGUCAGCGACUUCAACUACCAGCAUGGCAGCCCCAGCAAGAGGCCCAGCAUGAGGGUGAAGUCCGAGCACUCGCUGCUGGACGGGCCGGUCGGAGGGGGUGGCAGGGUCCCAGCCGACUGGAGGGAUCAGGUCAUGAGACACAUCGAGGCCAAGAAGAUGGAGAAGAGCACUCUAUCUCGGUCUUUGGCCACUCUCAUUGGCAGUCAGAGCUCUCUGGCCUGUAGCGCUGUAGACCGGUGGCAGAUCGGAGCUCAUGGGCCCAGAGACGAUGUCUUCAGUCCUCAUGGACAACCGGGCUACCAUAUCGACACUCUAAGAAAAGUGCCUUUGAUGAAUGGCCAAAUGUGUGCUCCUGUGAGACCUCCCAUGAGCUGCGGUCAGCCCCCGAUGGCACGCCACCCCUCACGAGAGCAGCUCAUCGACUACCUGAUGCUCAAGGUGUCCCAGCAGCCCCCGGGUGCUCCACGGGUCCCACAAGAGACCCUGCAGCAGGAGCUCCAUGUGAAGAUCGAGAAGAACCCUGAGCUGGGUUUCAGUAUAUCGGGAGGAGUAGGUGGCCGUGGGAAUCCCUUCCGCCCAGAUGACUACGGCAUCUUCGUGACGAGGGUUCAGUCGGAGGGACCGGCUUCAAAACUACUUCAACCGGGGGACAAGAUCAUCCAGGCAAACGGAUACAGCUUCGUUAACAUCGAUCACGGACACGCCGUUUCCCUCCUGAAGACGUUCCCCAGCACCGUCGACCUGAUCAUCGUUCGAGAGAUGGCCGCAUAACUGACGAAACUGAAUGUGCACUGUCUUAUUUUUGUAC